This is a messenger RNA of Cannabis sativa, 1216 nucleotides long. RefSeq lists its product as uncharacterized. Bases 484 to 954 code for a protein of 156 amino acids. NCBI's taxonomy places the organism in Eukaryota, Viridiplantae, Streptophyta, Magnoliopsida, Rosales, Cannabaceae. The transcript is spliced from 2 exons. Gene Ontology annotation, molecular function: RNA-DNA hybrid ribonuclease activity; nucleic acid binding. The record is from RefSeq and is a predicted model, not a curated record.
UGUGUAAAAAUGGCUUCUUUUUUUUUUUCAAAAAGGUUAUCUUAUGAAAAAAUUAAAAAAAAAAGUUGAAAAAUAUAAGAAAAUCAAAUAAAGGUAACUAAGUACCCUUAUAGUACAUGGUAUUGGGUUGCAGAGAAAAAUGACUUCUACUCAGUACGAAGUGCAUAUAAUCUGCUCCAAAGUUUGAAGCAUCCUUCGAUUUUGUCAGAAACUAAUGAAAUUUGGAAGACUUUAUGGUCACUAAAAGUGCUUCCCAAAGCUAAAGAUCUUGUUUGGAGGGCGGCUUCUAACUGUCUUGCCACCAAAGUCAAUCUCUGUAUUAAGAAGGCUUUGGUUGAAAAUACAUGUCCUUUGUGUGGAGUGUUUGCUGAAACCGAAUUGCACAUAUUGGUUUCCUGCAAUUUUGCCUGGGCUUGCUGGGAGUUUGCUGGUUUGGCUGCUGCAAGUCGAGAAGCCUCUUCUCUCGGACAUUGGCUGGUCGAUAUGUUUAGUCGUCUGCAAGCUGAUCUCCACGACAGCAUCGUGAUGUUGUGUUGGGCCCUUUGGUGUGCUAGAAAUGACCUCAUAUGGCAGCAGCGAUCCCGUAGCGUGAAGGACAUGGUUACAUUUGCUAAUUUGAGUCUUGAUCAAUGGUUCAAAGCUCAAGGUAAGGGUAAUAUCCCCUCGUUGUCUCCUCUCAAAGAUGGAGAUGGUUCGGAGCUUUGGUUAAAGCCGAGUGUAGGUAUCAAACUCAAUGUCGAUGCAGCCAUUUUCGAACGCUCUUCCAAGCAUGGUUUCGGGUGUGUUGUCCGAAAUGCAGAUGGUACUUUGAUUGCUGCCUUUGCUGGUGUGAAACCUGGCAAAGUUUCUCCUGAAUUGGCCGAAAUAAUGGGCAUAAGGGAAGCUUUGAGUUGGCUGAAAAAUCACUCCUACACCCAGGCCAUUGUUGAGACAGAUAGCCUCGUUUGUGCAUAAGCCAUUCGUAGUGCAGAGGUGUUUGUUUCUUCUUUCGGUUCAGUGGUGCAAGAUUGCAAGAAGAUCCUUGAGAGUUUGUUUAAUGUUUCGCUUUUGUUUGUUAAGCGUUCUGCGAAUUGUGCUGCGCACUUUGUUGCCCGGCACUCUAUUUCUUUAGCUGAACGUAUGUUUUCUAUUAAUAGUGUUCCUACGGAAUUGAUGUCUAUUCUUACGAGCGAUUGCUCGAUUUAAUAAAGAACACUUUUUCAAAAAAAAAAAAAAA